This is a messenger RNA of Penicillium concentricum, 1305 nucleotides long. Its product is annotated as putative salicylate synthetase. The transcript has a single exon. The coding region runs from base 1 to 1305 and encodes 434 amino acids. Gene Ontology annotation, molecular function: oxo-acid-lyase activity; isochorismate synthase activity. The record is from RefSeq and is a predicted model, not a curated record. NCBI's taxonomy places the organism in Eukaryota, Fungi, Ascomycota, Eurotiomycetes, Eurotiales, Aspergillaceae. Gene Ontology annotation, biological process: L-tryptophan biosynthetic process.
AUGGUCACCUUCACCAACCAAGCCGAUGUCUUGGAAACUGUCGUCGAAGUGCUAUCAAAACACCAAAACGAUGACUAUUAUGCAUAUGAGCGCGGGGAACAUUGGUAUAUUGGCAUUGGAAGUCGGUCAUCGUUGGUGAUUGACUCCAAAGGACAGACUGCGACGGUCAAAAGUGCAUCUGGUCAAGCAACGCGCUCCAUUGAUGGAGCCUCAAUUGCCCAUAUCGCGAGAGAAUUCAGUACUCUCAACCUGAAAAGUGGGUUCAGGAUAUUUGGCCAAGCUGGAUUCAACUACGCUGCACAUAUUCUUGGACAAAAAUACGCAUCUGGCAACUGGCCUCUUUUAGCCUUGCUUGUUCCACGACUCGAAAUUGUUCUUCACCGGCAUAUGAUCACCCUAAAAGGAGUCGACGAAGAAGUGAAAGCUCUCUAUGACUCGAUCCAGAACAACACUGGUGUCUCUACCUUUCAAAAUGUCCAAUGCAUCCACACUGAAGAUGAAGGGAAUUACAUCGCGAGGGUCGAGAAUGCUCUCUCUGAUAUAUCUGCAGGCUAUUAUACCAAAGUGAUUCCAUCCCGCACAGUGGAAAUCCCAUACAAGGUCAAUAUGUUAGCUACACUUCUCCGAGGCCGGCGUUCCAAUAAUCCUGCACGAAGUUUCUCCUUGAAUCACGCAGGCUACCAGGCUACAGGGUUGAGCCCCGAGCUGGUGGUAUCAGUGAAUAAUAGAAGGGUAACGACAGAGCCACUGGCUGGCACCCGAUCAGGCCUAGGAAGCAAAGAACAAGUCGAGAAGCUACGAGAAGAACUCCUAAACGACCCGAAAGAGAUCGUGGAGCAUGUGAUAUCAGUAAAAGAGACCAUCACCGAGCUCCAACAGCUUUGCCCACAGGGUACAGUCAAAGUUGAAGAUCUGAUGUCAAUUCGGGCGCGUGGGUCUGUACAGCAUUUAGGGUCCCGUGUUACUGGGAUUCUAUCACCCGAGAAAGAUAUGUGGGAUGCAUUUGAUGUCGUAUUUCCAUCAAUCACCGCAUCUGGUAUCCCAAAGCACGCGGCCCUCGAAGCUAUUCAGCGCCUGGAGGAUCAACCGAGAGAGCUGUAUUCUGGCGCUGUCAUCAUGAUCGAAGAUUUAGAAUCAUUUGAAGCUGCACUUGUCUUGCGUACUGUCUUUCAGGAUCAAAAUCGUACUUGGAUCCAAGCUGGAGCUGGUGUCAUCUCUCAGUCCAACCCACAGCGCGAACUGAUGGAGACUCAUGAGAAGUUGGCAAGCAUUGCACCAUUUGUCACUCCGGAUGGUUCAGAUUGA